Alexandromys fortis (reed vole) is the source of this 1135-nucleotide messenger RNA. It is a transcript of the gene Ctdnep1, whose product is annotated as CTD nuclear envelope phosphatase 1. NCBI's taxonomy places the organism in Eukaryota, Metazoa, Chordata, Mammalia, Rodentia, Cricetidae. Gene Ontology annotation, molecular function: phosphoprotein phosphatase activity. Bases 41 to 775 code for a protein of 244 amino acids. The record is from RefSeq and is a predicted model, not a curated record. The transcript is spliced from 8 exons.
CCGCGGGGGCCCCGGGGCCGGCGGUGCCGGGGUCAUCGGGAUGAUGCGGACUCAGUGUCUGCUGGGGCUGCGCACGUUCGUGGCCUUCGCCGCCAAGCUCUGGAGCUUCUUUAUUUACCUUUUGCGGAGGCAGAUCCGCACGGUAAUUCAGUAUCAAACUGUUCGAUAUGAUAUCCUUCCCUUAUCUCCUUUAUCCCGGAAUCGACUAGCCCAGGUGAAGAAGAAGAUCCUCGUGCUGGAUCUGGAUGAAACACUUAUUCACUCUCACCAUGAUGGGGUCCUGCGGCCCACAGUGAGGCCUGGAACACCUCCCGAUUUCAUCCUCAAGGUGGUAAUAGACAAACAUCCUGUCCGGUUUUUUGUACAUAAGAGACCACAUGUGGAUUUCUUCUUAGAAGUGGUAAGCCAGUGGUAUGAGCUUGUGGUAUUUACAGCAAGCAUGGAAAUUUAUGGCUCUGCUGUGGCAGAUAAAUUGGACAAUAGCAGAAGCAUUCUUAAGAGGAGAUACUAUAGACAGCACUGCACUUUGGAGUUGGGCAGCUACAUCAAAGACCUCUCUGUGGUCCACAGUGACCUCUCCAGCAUUGUGAUCCUGGAUAACUCCCCCGGGGCUUAUAGGAGCCACCCAGACAAUGCCAUCCCUAUCAAAUCCUGGUUCAGUGACCCCAGUGACACAGCCCUUCUCAACCUUCUCCCAAUGCUGGAUGCCCUCAGGUUCACUGCUGACGUCCGAUCUGUGCUGAGCCGAAACCUUCACCAACACAGGCUGUGGUGACAGCUGCUCCCCCUCCACCUGAGUUGGGGUGGGGGGGAAGGGAGGGCGAACUCUUGGGAUGCCGUCUGUUGCCCUGUCCACUGUGAGGACUGCCUGGGCAGGGUCUGCCCCUCCCAUCCCUCUCUGCCCGAGGAUGUGGAGUCUGGAUGGACACAUGGGCUAGACUGUGAAGCAGCCUCACUCGUGUUCACACUCCACGGAAAUGCCGGGCAGGGCAGGUGAAAGCCCUGGAGAGCUGAAACUGUCUGGUGGGGAAGCAGGACUGGUCUGAGUGACAGACAUGGUGAUCCCAGAGGCUCAAAAGAAGCCAAGUCAACUUUGUUGUGAUUUGAUUUUUUAAAAACUCUUGUACAAAACCGA